Molecule: messenger RNA, 7703 nt
Organism: Trichogramma pretiosum
Lineage: Eukaryota; Metazoa; Arthropoda; Insecta; Hymenoptera; Trichogrammatidae
Gene: alpha-Spec
Product: spectrin alpha chain
Exons: 6
Coding region: 1-7269 (2422 amino acids)
Biological process (GO): actin cytoskeleton organization
Cellular component (GO): cortical actin cytoskeleton; plasma membrane; cell projection
Molecular function (GO): actin filament binding; calcium ion binding
Source: RefSeq, a predicted model, not a curated record
AUGGAUCAACAAAUAACUCCGAACGAGGUGAAGAUCCUCGAGAAUCCCGAGGACAUUCAGGAACGUCGUGAGCAGGUCCUCGGCAGAUAUUCCAACUUCAAGUCCGAGGCUCGCAGCAAACGUGACAAGCUAGAAGACUCGCGUCGCUUCCAGUAUUUUAAAAGAGAUUCCGAUGAGCUCGAGGGAUGGAUUUAUGAAAAACUUCAAGCUGCCUCCGAUGAAAGUUACAAAGAUCCCACAAAUUUACAAGCCAAAAUUCAGAAACAUCAGGCUUUCGAGGCUGAAGUUGCCGCUCAUUCCAAUGCCAUAGUGGUACUUGACAAUACUGGUACUGAGAUGAUUUCUCAGCACCAUUUUGCCAGUGAUGUCAUUCGUAAGAGGCUUGAGGAACUACAUCGCCUCUGGGAAUUGCUUCUUUCGAGAUUGGCAGACAAAGGUCUUAAACUUCAGCAAGCCCUUGUCCUUGUGCAGUUCAUUCGUCAUUGCGAUGAAGUAAUGUUUUGGAUUAAUGACAAAGAAGCAUUUGUUACUACAGAAGAAUAUGGUCAUGACUUAGAACACGUUGAAGUUCUCCAAAGAAAAUUUGAUGAAUUCCAAAAAGAUAUGACAAGUCAAGAGUACAGAGUUACUGAAGUUAAUGAGCUUGCAGAUAAAUUAUUGCUUGAUGGACAUCCAGAACGCGACACUAUUUUACGUCGCAAGGAAGAAUUAAAUGAAGCUUGGCAACGCUUGAGACAGCUGGCUGUUCUUCGUCAAGAAAAACUCUUUGGUGCUCAUGAGAUUCAACGAUUCAAUCGUGAUGCCGACGAAACCAUGGCAUGGAUUGCCGAAAAAGAUGCCGUGCUUUCAUCCGACGAUUUCGGUCGUGACUUGGCUAGUGUGCAAUUGCUCCAACGCAUACACGAAAAUGUCGAGCGAGAUUUAGCUGCUCUUGAAGAUAAAGUUCAAACAUUGAGCUCUGAAGCUGAUCGCCUCUGUGGUAUUCAUCAUCCGGAUCAGUCUCAGCAAAUUCAAAACAAGCGGACUGAAAUUAUCCAACUGUGGGAGAGUCUUACCACCAAAGCUAAAGAACGUCGCUCUAAGCUCGACGAAUCAUACUACUUGCAUAGAUUCCUCUCUGACUACAGAGAUCUGGUAUCCUGGAUGAAUAAUAUGAAAGCCAUCAUUUCUGCUGAUGAAUUGGCUAAAGAUGUUGCUGGCGCCGAAGCCCUUCUGGAACGUCAUCAAGAACACAAAGGUGAAAUAGAUGCUAGAGCUGACAGUUUUGAUUCAACUGGCUUAGCUGGUAGCAAAUUGCUUGAACGUCAACAUUAUGCUGCGGAGGAGGUAGCCAUCAAGCUUGAGUCUUUGACAUCUGACAAGGCUCAACUUUUGGAAUUGUGGGAGAAACGUCGCAUUUUGUAUGAACAAUGCAUGGAUCUUCAGCUGUUUUACCGUGACACCGAGCAAGCUGACGCCUGGAUGGCUAAACAGGAAGCUUUCUUGGCCAACGACGACCUUGGAGAUUCUCUCGACAGCGUCGAAGCUUUGAUUAAAAAGCACGAAGACUUUGAAAAAUCCCUGACUGCUCAGGAGGAGAAGAUCAAGGCUCUGGAUGAGUUUGCCACAAAACUCAUCGAAGGCGAGCAUUACGCAGCUGACGAAGUCGCUCACCGUCGGUCGGCUUUGCUUCAACGUCGAUCCGCUCUAUUAGAAAAGUCGGCUCUUCGCCGUCGUGGCCUGGAGGAUGCCUACAAAUUGCAGCAAUUCGAACGCGACUGCGACGAGACCAAAGGUUGGGUCAACGAGAAACUCAAGUUUGCCACAGACGACAGCUAUCUCGAUCCGACCAAUUUGAAUGGAAAAUUGCAGAAGCACCAGAAUUUUGAGCAGGAACUUCAAGCCAACGGCACCCGCAUGGAAGAAACAGUGGCCCAGGGUGAAGUGCUCGUGUCUUCCGAUCAUUACGCAAAAGAUCGCGUACGCACUCGUCUCGACGAGAUCGUUGCUUUGUGGAGCAGCCUCACCGAGGCCACCCAGCGCAAAGGCUCAAAACUGCAAGAAGCCGCCCAGCAGCAGCAAUUCAAUCGCAGCGUCGAGGACGUCGAGCUGUGGCUAUCCGAGAUCGAAGGACAGUUGACUUCGGAGGACAGUGGAAAAGAUCUGACCAGCGUCCAGAACUUAUUGAAAAAGCACGCCCUUCUCGAGGCCGACGUGGCUUCCCACCAGGAGCGCAUCGACUCGAUCAUCCAAGCUGGCGAGCAGUUCGUCGAGGGUGGACACUUCGACGCUGACAACAUCCGUCAGAAAGCUCAACAGAUGCAGAGCCGUUACGCUGGCCUUGAAGCGCCGAUACGCGCACGCAAACAGCGCUUGCUCGACUCUCUGCAAGUCCAGCAACUCUUCCGUGACGUUGAGGACGAAGAGGCUUGGAUCCGUGAGAAAGAACCGGUUGCCGCUUCCACUAAUCGGGGUCGCGACCUCAUUGGAGUGCAGAACCUGCAAAAGAAGCAUCAAGCCGUUCUGGCCGAGAUCAACAAUCACGAACCCAGAGUCGCCGCCGUAUGCGCAUCCGGACAACGUAUGCUUCAAGACGGCCACUUUGCCGCCGACGAGAUUGGCCAGAGAUUGACCGGACUGGACGAACGCUGGGGACAAUUGAAGGAGAAAGCUCGCCAGCGCAAGAGCGAUCUCGAUGACUCGCUUCAGGCUCACCAGUACUUCGCGGACGCGAACGAGGCCGAGUCCUGGAUGAAGGAGAAACGUCCGAUUGUGACGAGCGCGGAUUACGGCAAAGACGAGGAUAGCAGCGAGGCCCUUUUGAAGAAGCACGAGGCACUCGUGAGCGAUCUCGAAGCGUUCGCCAGCACCAUCGGCGCGUUGAAAGAGCAGGCCGCGGCUUGCCGACAGCAGGAGGCACCCUCGGCGGCCGAGCUUGCCGGAAAGGAGUGCGUCGUCGCUCUGUACGACUACACCGAGAAGUCACCGCGCGAGGUGUCCAUGAAGAAGGGAGACAACUUGGUAUUGCUAAACAGCAGCAACAAGGAUUGGUGGAAGGUCGAGGUGAACGACCGUCAAGGAUUCGUACCGGCCGCAUACGUCAAGCGCGUAGAGCCCGAGAGCGGAUUGAACGCAUCGCAGCAGUCCUUGGCUCGCGAGCAAGGCUCCAUUGCCGCUCGUCAAGCUCAGAUCGAAGCUCAGUACGACGACCUGCUGAAUUUGGCCAGAGAGCGCCAAGACAAGUUGAACGAGACCGCUAAAGCUUACGUGCUGGUGCGCGAGGCCGCCGAGCUCGCCACCUGGAUCAAGGACAAGGAGAAUCACGCCCAAGUGCAGGACGUUGGCGAGGAUCUCGAGCAAGUCGAGGUCAUGCAGAAGAAGUUCGACGACUUCCGCGCCGACCUCAAGGCCAACGAGGUUCGCUUGGCCGAGAUGAACGAGAUCGCCGUUCAGCUGAUGAGCCUCGGACAGACCGAGGCCGCCCUGAAGAUCCAGACCCAGAUACAGGAGCUCAACGAGAAGUGGACGAGCUUGCAGACGCUGACGGCCGAGCGCGCCAGCCAGCUGGGCUCUGCCCACGAGGUACAGAGAUUCCAUCGCGACGUCGACGAGACCAAGGACUGGAUUCGCGAGAAGGACGCUGCGCUGAACAACGACGACCUCGGCAAGGACUUGCGCAGCGUGCAAGCCCUGCAGCGCAAGCACGAGGGCCUCGAGAGAGACCUGGCCGCUCUGGGCGACAAGAUCAAGCAGCUCGACGAGACGGCCAAUAGGCUGAUGCAGUCGCACCCGGACACCGCCGAGCAGACCUACGCCAAGCAGACGGAGAUCAACGAGGAAUGGACCCAGCUGACCGCUAAGGCCACCUCCAGAAAAGAGAAGCUCCUGGACUCGUACGAUUUGCAGCGCUACUUGAGCGAUUAUCGCGAUCUCAUGGCCUGGAUCAACUCGAUGAUGGGCCUAGUGGCAUCCGAGGAGCUGGCCAAUGACGUAACCGGCGCCGAGGCUCUGCUCGAACGUCAUCAGGAACACCGAAUGGAAAUUGACGCCCGCACUGGCACCUUCACGGCGUUCGAAUUAUUCGGUCAGCAGUUGCUUCAAUCCAAUCACUAUGCCAGCGUUGAAAUCCAAGAGAAGUUGGAGUCGAUGAGCGAGGCCCGUCAAGAGCUCGAGAAAGCAUGGAUCCAGCGUCGCAUGCAGCUCGAUCAAAAUCUCGAGCUGCAACUGUUCUGCCGCGACUGCGAGCAAGCCGAAAACUGGAUGUCAGCCCGCGAGGCCUUCCUCAGCACGAGCAGCGCGGACGCCUUGGACAGCGGCGACAACGUCGAGGCGCUCAUUAAGAAGCACGAAGAUUUCGACAAGGCCAUCAACGCCCACGAGGAAAAGAUCGCUGCAUUGCAGACUUUGGCCGAUCAGCUCAUUGCUGCCGAGCACUACGCGUCCAAACCCAUCGACGAGCGCCGCUGCCAAGUGCUCGAUCGCUGGCGUCACCUCAAGGACGCUCUGAUCGAAAAACGUUCCAAGCUCGGAGAGUCCCAGACUCUGCAGCAGUUCUCUCGCGAUGCCGACGAGAUGGAAAAUUGGAUCGCCGAAAAAUUACAACUGGCCACCGAAGAGAAUUACAAAGACCCGGCUAACAUUCAAUCUAAGCAUCAAAAACAUCAAGCCUUCGAAGCAGAACUGGCAGCCAAUGCAGAUCGUAUAUCCAGUGUUCUUGCGAUGGGUCACAAUUUGAUUGAAAAACACCAAUGUGCAGGAUCCGAAGAUGCUGUAUCGAAGCGACUUGUUUCCAUCGCUGAUCAGUGGGAGUAUCUUACCCAAAAGACCACAGAAAAAUCAAUGAAAUUGAAGGAAGCCAAUAAGCAGCGUACCUACAUUGCCGCUGUCAAAGAUCUGGACUUCUGGCUCGGUGAAGUCGAGAGUCUCUUGACCAGCGAGGAUGCCGGAAAAGAUUUAGCCUCCGUGCAGAAUUUGAUGAAGAAGCAGCAACUGGUCGAAGCCGACAUCGCCGCUCAUGAGGAACGUAUCAAGGACAUGAAUGCUCAAGCCGACUCUCUGAUCGAGAGCGGUCAAUUCGAUGCCGCGGGCAUCCAAGAGAAGCGCCAGAGCAUCAACGAGCGCUACGAGCGCGUACGCAAUCUCGCGGCUCAUCGUCAAGCUCGAUUGAACGAAGCCAACACUCUUCACCAAUUCUUCCGCGAUAUCGCCGACGAGGAGUCUUGGAUAAAGGAGAAGAAACUGCUCGUCGGAUCGGACGAUUACGGACGCGAUCUUACCGGUGUCCAGAAUCUCAAGAAGAAGCACAAGCGUCUUGAAGCCGAGCUCGGCAGCCACGAACCGGCCAUUCAAGCCGUACAAGAAGCCGGUGAAAAGCUCAUGGACGUAUCGAAUCUGGGUGUGCCAGAAAUUGAACAACGUCUUAAGUUGCUCAACCAGGCUUGGGCCGAGCUCAAACAACUCGCUGCAACUAGAGGACAGAAACUCGAUGAGUCUCUGGCUUACCAACAAUUCUUGGCCAAGGUCGAGGAGGAAGAAGCUUGGAUCGCCGAGAAACAACAGUUACUGUCGCUCGAGGACUACGGCGAUACGAUGGCUGCUGUACAAGGUCUGUUGAAGAAACACGACGCUUUCGAGACCGACUUCGCGGCUCACGGAGAGCGCUGCAAAGACAUCACCGAGGCUGGCGAAGCUCUGAUCGCGGCUGGAAACCAUCGCGCCGAUGCCAUUGCCCAGCGCUGCCAACAACUCGGCAGCAAGCUCGAACAGCUCGGUGGCUUGGCUGCGCGCCGCAAGACCCGUUUGAACGACAACUCGGCUUAUUUGCAAUUCAUGUGGAAGGCCGACGUGGUCGAGUCGUGGAUCGCCGACAAGGAGACUCACGUUCGCUCCGAGGAGUUCGGACGCGAUCUCUCGAGUGUUCAGACCCUUCUGACGAAGCAAGAGACGUUCGAUGCCGGCCUCCACGCAUUCGAGCACGAAGGUAUUCAAAAUAUAACCACCCUCAAAGAGCUCCUCACCGAUGCCGGUCACGAGCAGCGUCACGCCAUAACUAGACGCCACGGUGAUGUAAUUUCGCGCUGGCAGAAACUCCUGUCCGAUUCUCAGGCUCGCAAACAGCGUCUGCUGCAGAUGCAAGACCAGUUCCGUCAGAUCGAGGAGCUGUACCUAAGCUUCGCCAAGAAGGCUUCGGCUUUCAACUCCUGGUUUGAGAACGCCGAGGAGGACUUGACCGAUCCCGUGCGCUGCAACAGCAUAGAAGAAAUUCGGGCUCUUCGCGAGGCACACGCUCAAUUCCAAGCGAGCUUGUCCUCGGCUGAAGCCGACUUUCAGGCCCUCGGUGCCUUGGAUCGACAGAUCAAGACCUUCAACGUCGGUCCCAACCCUUACACUUGGUUUACAAUGGAAGCUCUGGAGGAUACUUGGCGCAAUUUGCAAAAGAUCAUCAAGGAGCGCGACGUCGAGCUGGCCAAAGAGGCUCAGCGUCAAGAAGAGAACGACAAAUUGCGCAAGGAGUUCGCCAAACACGCAAACGCUUUCCACCAGUGGCUGGCCGAUACUCGUACAUCCAUGAUGGAAGGAUCAGGUUCGCUGGAACAGCAGCUUGAAGCGACCAAGAAGAAAACACAAGAAGUACGAGCCCGGAGACAAGAUCUGAAGCAUAUUGAAGAUCUUGGCGCGAUACUCGAGGAGCAUCUGAUCCUCGACAAUCGAUACACCGAACAUAGUACGGUUGGUCUCGCGCAGCAGUGGGACCAACUCGAUCAACUGGGUAUGCGCAUGCAACACAAUCUCGAACAGCAGAUACAGGCCAGAAACCAGUCCGGUGUUUCCGAGGGUGCGCUCAAGGAAUUCUCUAUGAUGUUCAAGCAUUACGACAAGGACAAGAGCGGUCGACUCAAUCACCAGGAAUUCAAAUCUUGUCUGCGGGCAUUGGGUUACGACCUGCCCAUGGUAGAGGAAGGGCAGCCUGAUCCAGAAUUCGAAAAUAUACUUGAUAUUGUCGAUCCGAAUCGGGAUGGAUUUGUCUCCUUACAGGAUCAUAUGGCCUUUAUGAUAAGUAAGGAGACAGAAAAUGUGCAGAGUUCUCAAGAAAUCGAAAAUGCUUUCCGAGCUAUCACAGCAGCCGACCGACCCUAUGUCACGAAAGAGGAACUCUACAACAACCUCACGAAAGAAAUGGCCGACUACUGUGUGGCGAGGAUGAAACCAUACGUCGAUCCGAAGAACGAGCGACCCAUCGCGGGAGCAUUAGACUAUAUAGAAUUUACGCAUACCCUAUUCCAGAAUUAAUUGCCUUUAUUAAAUAACAUUUUAUGUAACUUUUUUCCUGAUAUAAAAUUCUCUAUGGCAGCUUUCUCUGUGCACAAUGGUGAAUUAGGACAACGCAAACUCGCCAUGCGUUACAUUAAUUAAGGUGUAUACAUCAUGUGCAACGAUUCCUACUUUUUUAUAUUUGCUACAACUGGUGUUAUGGUAAUCGAAAAAAAAAAAUGAAAAUUUGCAAUUCAUUUUUCGACUGAAAUCCAAAAAUUUUAUUAUUUAGACCGAUUGCAUUCGUAUUUGGGAAAGACUCAAAAAUAAGUAUUAUCGAGCAAAAAGAGGAACGAGUUUUUAAAUAAAACACUAUCUAUAUAUAAUAAUAAAAAUAUAUAUGCUUUAAAAAAUAUAUUGCCUUGUCGUUUAUGUAGCAUUAAAUAAAAAGUCUAAUUAAUGUCGUUGAAUUA